Messenger RNA from Vitis riparia (riverbank grape), 1945 nucleotides. RefSeq names its product glycerol-3-phosphate acyltransferase 1. Gene Ontology annotation, cellular component: membrane. NCBI's taxonomy places the organism in Eukaryota, Viridiplantae, Streptophyta, Magnoliopsida, Vitales, Vitaceae. The coding region runs from base 122 to 1720 and encodes 532 amino acids. The transcript has 2 exons. The record is from RefSeq and is a predicted model, not a curated record. Gene Ontology annotation, biological process: cutin biosynthetic process. Gene Ontology annotation, molecular function: phosphatase activity; glycerol-3-phosphate 2-O-acyltransferase activity.
UCCACACCCUUCCUCAUUUACUAGCUUUCCUUGUUAUCUCUCUUUUUGUGUAAAAUUUCUCCUGCUUUCCUUCGUCAGCUCUAUUGGGGGGCGCAUAUUCAUUAACAUUGAAACUGGAAGCAUGGUGUUUCCAAUGGUGUUUCUCAAGAUUAUGGACUGGGUGGUGUACCAACUAUUGGCCAACUCAUGUUAUAGAGCUGCAAGGAAGAUGAGGAACUAUGGUUUCUUUCUGAGGAACCCUUCUCUUAGAACAUCACAACAAUAUCCCUUGUUCCCUAGUGUGACCAAAUGUUGUUUGGAGGGCAGAGGGUCUCAUACUUUGGUCUGUGACAUUGAUGGAGCUUUGUUAAGAUCCCAGUCUUUCUUUCCUUAUUUCAUGUUGGUUGCUUUUGAAGGUGGUAGCAUUUUCAGAGCAUUUCUCUUGCUGCUAUCUUGGCCCUUUUUGUGGGUGCUGGACUCUGACCUCAGAUUCAGGGUAAUGAUUUUCAUUUCCUUUUGUGGGCUUAGGUUGAAGGACAUGGAGAGUGUUGGAAGGUCUGUUUUGCCUAAGUUUUAUCUUGAGAACCUCAACCUUCAGGUCUAUGAGUUAUGGGCUUCAACUGGCUCUAGGGUUGUCUUCACAAGUGUCCCUAGAGUGAUGGUUGAAGGCUUUCUCAAGGAAUAUUUGAGUGUUAACCAUGUUAUAGGAACUGAGUUGCAGACUGUUGGGCAAUAUUUUACUGGUUUGCUGUCUGGUUCUGGUUUGCUUGUAAAGUGCAGUGCUCUCAAGGAAUUCUUUGGAGAGAAAAAGCCUGAUAUUGGCCUUGGAAGUUCAAGCCUCCAUGACCACCAUUUCAUCUCCUUGUGCAAGGAAAGUUAUGUGGUGACCAAUGAGGACAGUAAGAGCAGCGCAAGUUCAGUGAUGACAAGGGACCAAUACCCAAAGCCUCUGGUGUUUCAUGAUGGAAGGUUAGCUUUCUUGCCCACCCCUUGGGCAACUCUUUCCAUGUUCUUGUGGCUUCCUCUAGGCAUAGUCCUAGCCAUCUAUAGAGUUUGUAUUGGCAUCUUCCUUCCCUACAAGAUGGCCAAUUUGUUGGGUGUUUGGAGUGGUAUUGACAUAAGGCUCAAAGGGAAUGACAUUAAGUCAGAUAAUAAUAGAAAAGGGGUUCUCUAUGUUUGCUCACAUAGGACACUCUUGGAUCCUGUUUUUCUGUGUACAACCCUGGGGAAGCCCUUGACUGCAGUCACAUACAGCCUAAGCAAGACGUCUGAGAUUAUAGCUCCAAUAAGAACAGUUAGGUUGACAAGGGACAGAAAAAAAGAUGGAGAAACCAUGCAGAGGUUGCUGAGUGAGGGUGAUUUGGUGGUUUGCCCUGAAGGAACCACAUGCAGAGAGCCUUAUCUCUUGAGGUUUAGCUCUUUGUUUGCCGAGUUAGCUGAUGAGAUUGUUCCUGUUGCCAUGUACACACAUGUGACCAUGUUCUAUGGCACAACUGCAAGUGGUUUGAAAUGCCUAGACCCCAUCUUCUUCCUCAUGAACCCUAGGCCAAGCUACCAUGUUCACGUCCUUGGGAAAUUGCCCAAGGAACUCACAUGCGCUGGAGGGAGACCUAGCUGUGAAGUGGCGAACUACAUUCAAAGACAACUGGCUGAUGCUUUGGGCUUUGAGUGCACCACUCUUACAAGAAGGGACAAGUACAUGAUGCUUGCUGGGAAUGAAGGGGUGGUCCAGAACAAGUGAAAGGAAAAAAUACCUACUAGCUACCCCACCAAAUAUAUCACCUUCCCACUAAUGGCCUUCCCAUUUUACUUUCCUUUUUCUUUUUUUCCAUGGGCAAAUUUUUGUUAUUAUAACUGUUGUUUCUCAAUGAUAUAUGAGGGAAAAUCUUAGAUGAUAUUUCUUAAUAUAUGCAUAUGUGUAGCAAAAGGGUACAAUCUCCAUAAUGAAGGGUCUUUUUAUUUUUUA